AUGGCAAUUAAUUUUGAUGUUGUUUCCAAAAUUGGAAAGAAUCAAUCUCCGUUUACUUAUCGUUCACAAAAUCGUGUUAAUCGUCUAGAUGAAAAUGAAUUAGCUAGAGCACGUGAUCGACGUCUAAAAGAAUUACAUAUGUGGUCAAUCAUUCGAGAACUUUUAACUUAUUUAUGCUUUCUAACCAUGAUUUAUCUCACUACUUAUUCAAACAUAAAUUCAAAUGCAUUUCUUCAAGUAAAACAUUUACGAAAUUUCUUUUUGAAUACAAAACAAAUCGAUAGAGAUUAUACAAAAAUUUUAACGGUUAAUCAAUAUUGGGAUUGGUUAGAAAAUAGUUUUGUUUCAAAUAUUCGUGCUCAACAAUGGUAUAAUGGUGAAGCACCUCGAAAUUUAAGUGGUUUUAUUAAUGAUAAAUCAAAUCGAUUGAUUGGAUGGGCAAUAAUGAGACAGUUACGUGUUAAAAUAGAUUCGUGUAAAACACAAAUAUCAUCGAUUUGUAAACAUGAUUAUAGUUUUUAUAAUGAAGAAAAACAAUCUUUUGAACCUGGUUGGAUAAAUCAAACAUCACAAUUUUCUAAUUCAUCAAUUCAUCGAGCUUUUAUGUAUCGAACUGGAGAUGAACUUGAUACAUAUGUUUAUAUUGGUGAUCAUGAAACAUAUAAUUCAGGUGGUUAUGUAUAUGAAUAUCGAGGUCGUUUAACAGAUCUUCGAAGUAAUCUUUCUGAAUUACAUCGAUUAAAUUGGAUUGAUAGUCAAACACGAGCGGUAAUUAUUCAAUUAAGUUUAUAUAAUCCGAAUGUUGCAUUAUUUACUUGUGUAACUCUUCUUGUUGAAUUCUUACCAACGGGUGGUCUAUUUCCACAACAUCGAUUUGAACCAUUAUCUUUUCAAGCUAUAACAUCAGUUUUUCAAUUAGUUUGUACAAUAAUCUAUAUUUUCUUUAUUCUUUAUUAUAUGAUCAUCGAAAUUCAAAAUAUUGUUCGAAUGAAAUGGUCCUAUUUUUUACGUUUUUGGUCUUAUAUUGAACUUGGUAUCAUAGGUUGUUCAUGGGGAAUAUUUGGUGUUUAUAUAUGGCGAUAUCGAGAAUCGAUUCGUAUUGGUAAUCGUUUCAAAGAAACAAAUGGAUAUAUUUAUAUUAAUCUACAAUUAGCAGUAUAUGUAAAUGAUGUUUUAACUUUUCUACUUGGUUUUUGUUGUUUUUUUGGUUCAGUAAAAGUUCUUCGUCUUUGUCGAUUUCAUCGACGUCUGUCACUUUUUAGUGACGCUCUUCAAUAUGCAAUGAAAGAUUUAAUUUUAUUUACAUUUAUGUUUUUCAUUGUAUUUAUGGCUUUUUUAACAUUAUUUUAUUUAUUAUUUGUUGGAAAAAUUUGGAGUUGUUCAACAUUAUUACAUACAUCACAAUUACUUUUUGAAAUGAUGUUAAUGAAAUUUAAUGCAUAUGAAUUACAAAAUGCUGCUUCAUUUCUUGGACCAUUUUCUUUUAGUAUAUUUAUAUUAGUAGUUGUUUUUGUUUGUAUGAGUAUGUUUAUUACAAUAAUCAAUGAUAGUUUUCGUAUUGUUCGAGAUAAUGCAAAAUCUAAUCUUAAUGAAAAUCAUCAAAUAUUACUAUUUAUGUUACAUAAAUUUAAACGUUGGCUAGGAUUAGAAAAAUUAAAUGAAAUAGAAUUAAUUGAUGAACAAAUGCGAUCAAAAUAUCGUGAUCCAAUUGAUAUUUUUCCUGAUAAAAUAGAACAAUUAUUAAAUUCACUUAAUCAACUUCACAUCAGUCAAUACAAUGAACAGAAUCAUCAUUUUUAA
Messenger RNA from Rotaria sp. Silwood1, 1800 nucleotides. Lineage: Eukaryota; Metazoa; Rotifera; Eurotatoria; Philodinida; Philodinidae. The record is from the annotation of a GenBank genome assembly.